Molecule: messenger RNA, 559 nt
Organism: Bradysia coprophila
Lineage: Eukaryota; Metazoa; Arthropoda; Insecta; Diptera; Sciaridae
Source: RefSeq, a predicted model, not a curated record
CAUCAAUCAAAGUAUUCAUUCGCUUGUGAUAUCUCAAUAAGUUCACUUAAACAAAUCAAAUAAAUCGAAUUAUCAAACAUGAGUUUUAAAAUUUUCACCAUUUUGCUGGUUGCGGCUACAGCUAGAGCUGUCAUCUUCGUCCCAAUCGUCAAGCCUGCCUUAGUGCCAGUACCAAUAGUGAAACCUCUACCUCUACCUCUUCCUGUACCAAUAUUGAAAGCUAUUCCGCUGCCGUUACCUUUACCGCUACCUCUACCAUUGCCGCUACCACUUCCGUUACCACUUCCUCUACCGCUACCUUUUCCAGUACCAGUAGCUAAAAUUGCACCAGCCGCCGUCGUCGCAGCACCACAGCCAGUCUACGGAUCUCCGAGUGGAAGCACACAUGGUACAGGAAUUUCGGCACUAAGUCUUCUCAACACACUAAGCAAAGGAUUGACGGUUUCAAAGUCAGUUCAAGUUGGAAGAUAAAAAUGUUAGAGAAGUUUUGGUUGACGGUAUUUUGAGGAAAAUAAAGUCGAUUUUAAAAUGUUGAAAUGUAGUCAUGUUUCUUUCUUGG